Molecule: messenger RNA, 2145 nt
Organism: Sporothrix brasiliensis 5110
Lineage: Eukaryota; Fungi; Ascomycota; Sordariomycetes; Ophiostomatales; Ophiostomataceae
Product: protein phosphatase 2 (formerly 2A), regulatory subunit B'
Exons: 2
Coding region: 1-2145 (714 amino acids)
Biological process (GO): signal transduction
Cellular component (GO): protein phosphatase type 2A complex
Molecular function (GO): protein phosphatase regulator activity
Source: RefSeq, a predicted model, not a curated record
AUGUUCUCCAAACUGAAGCUCAAGCGCGAGCUUUCGCGAAGCAAGGACCCCAACAAACAGUCCAAAAAGAACAAGGACUCCAAAGACGGCACCGCCUCGCCCUCCUCCAGUAACGCCCGCGACUCCGCCGGCCAGUCCCCCGUCCUCACACCAUCUUCUUCCACCUCUACUGUCAACGACAUCCGCAACAAGCCUCUGCCACCAGGCAACGCAACCAAUGCCCUCGGCAGCAUCGCCGGUAGCGAGCAUAUCGGCGGCGGCGGCCCUGCCUCUGUUUCCGGCCAACCCCCGCACGUUGGCGGCCUGAGCGGCCUCCAAGCCAACCCGGGCGUGCCCGACCGCUUCAGUAGCAUGGGCGGUGCACAGCCGGGAGCCUCGGGUGCCGGUAACGCCGGCGCUGGCUCUGGCACCAACUCACCCGGCCGCCUCGGCCAGCUGCCACCAACCGUCAUUGUCAGCCCCAGCGCGCCCCACGUCCCUCCACCGGGCGCCGCCGAGACCAUGCCACACGACCUGGCGCCGCCCAAGGCCGGCCAGAAGUCGCUCGUCUAUGACCGCCUGCUCCAGUCCACGCCCAAAGACGUCCCCGAGGGCCUGCGCACACCAAAACGCCAGCACUCGUCGCGCUUUGAUAUCUCCUCGCACCGCGAGCUCGACAAGCUCCCCGGCUUCCACGAGGUGCCUCCCAACCGCCGCCAGGACCUGUUCAUGCAAAAGAUCGACCAGUGCAACGUCAUCUUCGACUUCAACGACGCGAGCUCCGAUAUGAAGUCCAAGGAAAUCAAGCGUCUGGCCCUGCACGAGCUGCUCGACUACGUUGCCAACAACCGCCAGGUCAUCACCGAACCCAUGUACCCGCGCGUUGUCGAGAUGUUCGCCAAGAACCUGUUCCGCCCCAUCCCGCCACCCGUCAACCCGCAGGGCGAGGCCUUUGACCCAGAGGAGGACGAGCCUGUGCUGGAAGUCGCCUGGCCACACAUCCAGGUCGUUUACGAGUUCUUUUUGCGCUUCAUCGAGAGCCAAGAUUUUAACACAAACAUUGCCAAGGCGUACAUAGACCACAGCUUCGUCCUGCAGCUGCUCGAGCUGUUCGACUCCGAGGACCCGCGCGAGCGCGAUUUCUUGAAGACCACCCUGCAUCGCAUCUACGGCAAGUUCCUGAACCUGCGCUCCUUUAUCCGACGCUCCAUCAACAACGUCUUCUUCCAAUUCACCUACGAGACCGAGCGCUUCAACGGCAUCGCCGAGCUUCUUGAGAUCCUGGGCUCCAUUAUCAACGGCUUUGCUCUGCCGCUCAAGGAGGAGCACAAGCUGUUCUUGACCCGCGUCCUACUUCCGCUGCACAAGGUCAAGAGUCUCAGCAUGUACCACCCGCAGCUGGCCUACUGUAUUGUCCAGUUCCUCGAAAAGGACGCAUCGCUCACAGAAGACGUCGUCCUGGGCCUGCUGCGGUACUGGCCCAAGGUCAACAGCACAAAGGAGGUCAUGUUCCUUAACGAGGUCGAAGACAUCUUCGAGGUCAUGGACCCGGCUGAGUUCGCCAAGGUCCAGGAGCCGCUGUUCCACCAACUGGCCAAGUCGGUCGCCAGUCCCCACUUCCAGGUCGCCGAGCGCGCGCUCUACUUUUGGAACAACGAGUACUUUUGCAACCUUGUCAGUGACAACGUCGAGAUUAUCCUGCCCAUCAUGUUUGCACCCCUCUACGAGAACAGCAAGGGCCACUGGAAUCGCACCAUCCACGGUAUGGUCUACAACGCCAUGAAGCUGUUUAUGGAGAUCAACCCGCAGCUGUUUGACGACUGCUCUCACGAGUAUACCGAGCACCAACAGUCCGCCAGUGCCCGCGAAGCCCUGCGCGAGCACAAGUGGGCCGCCAUCCAGGAACAGGCCGACCUGCGGAAGGAUGUCAUCAGCAACAGCAACAGCAGCAGCAACAAUGGCUCCGCGGCGACCGCCAACUCGCUGUCGCGCUCACAGACUGGCGCGGCCGCGGGCGCCACGCUGCUGCCCCGUCUCGACGAAAACGACGCUGAGGACAACCAGAAGCGUCUCGACUCGCUCAAGCUGCAGGACCCGGACCGGGCCCAACGCCGACCGGGCCAGGCCCGUGAACGACAAAACUCGGCCGGCUCGUCGGGACGGUGA